This is a messenger RNA of Monosiga brevicollis MX1, 2670 nucleotides long. RefSeq lists its product as uncharacterized. Gene Ontology annotation, cellular component: cytoplasm. Gene Ontology annotation, biological process: cellular response to heat. The record is from RefSeq and is a predicted model, not a curated record. Lineage: Eukaryota; Choanoflagellata; Craspedida; Salpingoecidae. The transcript has 2 exons. The coding region runs from base 1 to 2670 and encodes 889 amino acids. Gene Ontology annotation, molecular function: ATP hydrolysis activity; ATP binding.
AUGGCCAUCAACCCCAACGAGUUUACCGACAAGGUCAACAAGACCCUGUUCGAGGCCCAGAACUUUGCCAUUCAAGAGGGCCACUCCCAGGUGGAGCCCGCCCAUGUGGCCGUCAUCCUCUUUGAAGACCCCGAGGGCAUGGCCAAGCGCGUUGUCCAGCGUGCCGGUGCCGCCCUGCAGCCCGUGCAAGCUGCCCUUCGCAGCCUGCUGCAGCGCAUGCCCCGACAGGAACCCGCCCCACUGGAGGCCAGCCUGAGCAGUGACACCCGUCGCCUGCUUCAGUCGGCCGCCAAGCUGCAGAAGAAGAACAACGAGGCCCAUCUGGCCGUCGAUCAUCUCCUUGGUGCUCUUGUCCAGGACAAGCAGAUCCUGGCCAAGCUGGCUGAAUCCGGCUUGGCCAAGAACCAUUUUGAAGAGACCCUCAAGCGCGUCAAGGGCACCACCACUGCCGAUAGCAAGAGCGCCGAGGAAAACUACGACGCCUUGAGCAAGUACGGUGUAGACCUGGUUCAGCAAGCCGCGGACGGCAAGCUUGACCCCGUGCUGGGUCGCGACGAGGAAAUUCGCCGUGUCAUCCAGAUUCUGGCCCGCCGCAUCAAGUCCAAUCCCUGCCUUGUCGGUCCUCCUGGUGUGGGCAAGAGUGCCAUUGUAGAAGGCUUGGCCCAACGCAUCAUGCUGGGCGAUGUCCCUGAAACGCUCAAGGGCAAGCUCAUCAGCCUGGACAUGGGCGCCCUCAUCGCCGGUGCCAAGUACCGCGGCGAGUUUGAAGAACGCCUCAAAGCCGUGCUCGAGGAAAUCAAGCAAUCUGAAGGCCGUAUCAUCCUCUUUGUCGACGAGGUGCACAAUGUGCUCGGCGCUGGCAAGACCGAGGGUUCGAUGGAUGCUGCCAACUUGCUCAAGCCCUUGCUUGCACGCGGCGAGCUCCGCAUGAUUGGUGCAACCACCGAGGACGAGUACCGCAAGUACGUCGAGAAGGACUCGGCCUUUGAGCGCCGCUUCCAGGUUGUCCAGGUUCGCGAGCCCUCGGUGCCGGACACCGUCUCCAUUCUGCGUGGCCUCAAGGAGCGCUAUGAGGCCCACCACGGCGUCCGCAUCGCCGACGCCGCCCUGGUGGCUGCUGCCCAGCUCUCCCACCGCUACAUUCAGGGCCGUUUCCUGCCCGACAAGGCCAUUGACCUGAUUGAUGAGGCCUGUGCCAACGCGCGCGUCCAGCUGGACUCGCGCCCCGAGGAGAUCGACCAGCUCGAGCGACGCCGCCUGCAGUUGCAGGUCGAGGCCACCGCCCUGGAGAAGGAGAAGGACCAGGCUUCCAAGUUGCGUCUCAAGGACGUGCGCAAGGAGUUGGCCAAUAUCGAAGAACAGCUGCAGCCCCUGCUGAUGAAGUUUGAGAUGGAGCGCGGUCGUGUCGACGAGCUGCGUGAUCUACAGGAAAAGCUCGACUCGCUGCGCAGCAAGGCCCAACGCGCCGAGCGUCAAGGCGACCUGGCAACGGCUGCAGACCUCAAGUACUACGCCAUCCCCGAUUGCGAGCGCCGCAUCCAGCAGCUGACGCUCGAGGACGAGGAGCGCUCCGCCCAACGCUCCGGCAUGGACGAGCAGGAAGAUGCCCCCAUGCUCAGCGAGGAGGUGGGCCCGGAGCAGAUUACGGACAUUAUUGCGCGGUGGACCGGCAUCCCCGUGACCAAGCUCAACCAGAGCCAACGUGAGCGCCUGCUGGCAUUGGCCGAGCGCAUCAAGUCACGCGUCAUUGGUCAGGACCACGCCGUGGACGCGGUCGCCGAGGCCGUCUUGCGCUCUCGCGCCGGCCUGUCCCGCCCCUCUCAACCCACGGGCAGCUUCCUCUUCCUGGGUACCACGGGCGUGGGCAAGACCGAGUUGGCCAAGGCACUGGCCGCCGAGCUCUUUGACGACGACAAGCACAUUGUUCGCAUCGACAUGUCCGAGUAUAUGGAGUCACAUGCCGUGUCCCGCCUCAUUGGCUCGCCCCCAGGUUACGUGGGCUACGAGCAAGGUGGUCAAUUGACCGAGGCCGUGCGUCGCCGACCCUACAACGUGGUCUUGUUUGACGAGGUCGAGAAGGCCCACCCCCAAGUCCUCAACGUGCUGCUGCAGGUCCUCGACGACGGUGUCUUGACAGACGGCCAGGGCCGCCACGUGGACUUUACCAACACGGUCAUUGUGCUGACGUCAAACAUCGGUGCUCACGACCUCUUGAACGCGGACGUUGUCAACGGCGCCAUUGACCCCGAGACGGAGGCCAAGGUGCGGCGCCAGGUGCAGCAGCAUUUCCGACCCGAGUUUCUCAACCGCCUGGACGAGGUUGUCAUGUUCAAGCCCCUGGGUCAACGCGACCUGCGCAAGAUUUGCCGCAACAUGGUCGACCUGAUCAACCAGCGCCUGGUGGACCGCGACAUUGCUCUGCUCGUGUCGGACGAUGCCUGCGACUUGGUCCUGGACGAGGCCUACAACCCUGCCUAUGGUGCGCGCCCUGUGCGCCGCUACGUGGAGAAGCACAUGGUCACGGAGAUUUCCCGCCUGGUUUUGUCUGGCGAGCUGGUCAAUCACAGCACCGUCCACAUUGACACGACCAAGCGCCCCGACGGCGGUCGCGACCUAUCCUACCAAGUUCACCACAGCAAGCGGCCCAAGAUCUCCGAAGACUCGGCCUAG